Molecule: messenger RNA, 3478 nt
Organism: Siniperca chuatsi (mandarin fish)
Lineage: Eukaryota; Metazoa; Chordata; Actinopteri; Centrarchiformes; Sinipercidae
Gene: ntrk3b
Product: neurotrophic tyrosine kinase, receptor, type 3b
Biological process (GO): regulation of phosphatidylinositol 3-kinase/protein kinase B signal transduction; cellular response to nerve growth factor stimulus; cell surface receptor protein tyrosine kinase signaling pathway
Cellular component (GO): axon; signaling receptor complex; plasma membrane
Molecular function (GO): neurotrophin receptor activity; transmembrane receptor protein tyrosine kinase activity; neurotrophin binding
Source: RefSeq, a predicted model, not a curated record
AUUGCUAGUUUAUUUUAAGUAUAUUGUAUUGUACUUAAUGAUCAACUUAAUCAUCUAUCAUUCUUAAUUUAUAUUUUGAUCUUAUAAUGUUGCUGCAGCAAUCCUCAUAUGAAAAGUCUGGCUGUAAUCACUGUUGACUGCAUGCAGUUUCUGCAGGUGUCAGUGUGACUGUAGCCGGUAGGAGGGACUUGAUGCUCCAACUUCUCAUUUUGUGUCUCUCUGCUCUCCAGCCAGUCGUCCUGGUCCUGCUUGGAGAGAGACGACGACAUUAGCAGCAUUCCGGGGAAACACCAUGCAUCUUAGGCUGAAAGGACGGCUGGAGCCUCACGUUAUUUCGCUUUCGUAUUUUUGAUUUCCAUUUUUUUGUUUUGUUUCGUAUUUUCUUUCUUUUUUUUUUCUCCUUCUUCUUCUCCUUUUCACCCAAUCUCUGACGCGCAAGGACACUACAGCAUCCAUCCACGGCAGAGCCGCUCACAUAGAGCAUCCUCUGUACAGACGCACCACCAUCCUCCUCCUCCCUUCCUUCCUCCUACUCUCCUCCUCUCCUCUCUCCUGUUCUGUUCUAACCCAGAGGACAUCGGUACCGCUUCUCCCCCCCUUUUGCCCGGAGACAUGGAUCUAUGGUUUCAUUCGAUCCGGAUUUGCUGGUGGAGGGUUUUGUUUCUGAUGAGUGUUUUCCAGGACUAUCUGAGCUCCAUGCUGGACUGCCCGCCGACCUGCAGCUGCUCUCAAACAGAGAUCUAUUGCAAUAAGUCCGACAACGGCAGGUUUUUCCCUUUACUCGCCCUACAAGAUACUGGGAGCAAUGGGACCAGCGUCGACAUAGCAGAGUUAUUCAAAAACAUCACCUCUAUACACAUAGAGAACUGGACAGGACUGCAGACUCUGAGAGACGUCGAUAUGGAGCUCUACACCGGACUACAGAGGCUAACUAUCAUGAAUUGCAACCUGAGGGUGAUCCAGCCUCGAGCUUUCGCUCAGAAUCCACACCUACGCUACAUAAACUUGUCAAAGAAUCCUCUCACCACUCUGUCAUGGCAGCUCUUCCAGCACCUCCAACUCUCCGAGCUGCGUCUGGAUGGCGUGUUUUUUGACUGCGGCUGUGAUAUCCGCUGGAUCCAGCUAUGGCAGCAGAGAGGAGAGGCCACGCUCCACACACAGCAGCUCUACUGCAGGAAUGGAGCCUCCAAGAUACGACUGCACAACAUGUACAUCCACAACUGUGACCUACCAGAGAUCAGUGUGAGCCACAGCAGUGUGUUGGUGAUGGAGGGCGACAAUGUGACGGUGAGCUGUAAUGGAUCUGGAUCACCGCUACCUGAAGUGGACUGGACUGUCAGCGGCCUGCACUCCAUCAACACACACCUGUCCAAUGUAUACUGGCCGAAUAUCCACUCUAUCAACCUGACUCUUUUCAACAUCAGCCGAGAUGACAACAACUUUCAGCUGACCUGCAUUGCAGAGAAUGUGGUGGGGAUGACCAACUCCUCCAUCCAGCUCAACGUACAAUUUCCUCCAGUCAUCCUGAGACUGGCUGAGCCCGAGCAGCGCCACGAUACCUGCAUCGAGUUCACAGUUCGGGGUUACCCCCAUCCCAAGCUGCGCUGGUUCCACAAGCAAAAGGAGAUUCUCCAGAACGAGUACAUCCGAACUGAGAUGGACUUCUACCAGGACUAUCUGGAGGGCUGUCUAACCUUUCAGAACCCAACGCACAUCAACAAUGGCAACUACACUCUGGAGGCCAGCAACCCUCUGGGAACGGUCACCAAGACAGUGUAUGGUCACUUCCUCGUGGACCCGGACAUCGAUGACGAAGACAUAGUGGAACUAGUUCCUUCGCCGCCGUCAGAUGGUGAUUCAGGCAGACCAGAUGAAGAUACAUUUGGGGUUUCCAUCGCUGUGGGUUUGGCGGGCUUCGCUUGCGUCCUCCUCCUUGUCCUUUUUGUUCUCAUCAACAAAUACGGCCGGCGCUCCAAAUUCGGUAUGAAAGGUCCAGUAGCUGUGAUCAGUGGUGAGGAAGACUCUGCCAGCCCUCUUCAUCAUGUCAACCAUGGGAUUAUUACCCCCUGUACUCUGGAUGCGGGUCCUGAUGCGGUUGUCAUAGGGAUGACUCGUAUUCCUGUGGUGGAGAAUCCUCAGUACUUUAGACAUGGACACAACUGCAAUAAGCCUGCCACCCUUGUCCAGCAUAUAAAGCGGAGAGACAUCAUCCUGAAAAGGGAGUUGGGUGAAGGAGCGUUCGGGAAAGUCUUCCUGGCAGAGUGUUACAACCUCAGCCCUACCAAGGACAAGAUGCUGGUGGCUGUCAAGACACUGAAAGAUCCCAACCUGUCGGCAAGAAAGGACUUCCAGAGGGAGGCAGAGCUGCUGACCAACCUGCAGCACGACCACAUCGUUAAAUUCUACGGAGUGUGUGUAGACGGAGACCCUCUAAUCAGUUUUGAAUACAUGAAGCAUGGAGACCUCAACAAAUUCCUCAGAGCCCACGGCCCAGACGCCAUGAUCCUGGUAGACGGCCAGCCGCUGCAGUCCAAUGGAGAGCUGGGCCUUUCCCAGAUGCUGCACAUUGCCACCCAGAUUGCCUCAGGCAUGGUCUACCUGGCCUCCCAGCACUUUGUUCACAGAGAUCUGGCAACCCGCAAUUGCCUGGUGGGCAAUGGCCUGCUGGUCAAGAUUGGAGACUUCGGCAUGUCCAGGGACAUCUACAGCAGUGACUACUACAGGCGUGACAGCUGGGCCAGUUCGGACUUUGCUGGGGGCCACGCCAGAAGUUAUGAAGUAUUUGCCUGCUGGGUUGGAGGACAUACCAUGCUACCAAUUCGCUGGAUGCCCCCAGAGAGCAUCAUGUACAGGAAAUUCUCCACGGAAAGUGACGUCUGGAGCUUUGGAGUCAUCUUGUGGGAGAUCUUUACCUAUGGGAAGCAGCCUUGGUUUCAGCUGGGUAACAACGAGGUUAUUGAGUGCAUAACCCAGGGUCGGGUUCUGGAGAGGCCACGGAUUUGUCCUAAGGAGGUGUAUGACAUCAUGCUGGGCUGCUGGCAGAGGGAACCACAGCAGCGACUGAACAUUAAGGACAUUCAGAAGGUCCUGUUCGCCAUGGGAAAAGCCACGCCGGUCUACCUGGACAUCCUGGGCUAGCAGCGGCCCAGGGUGGCCCGUUCCUCGCCAGACAGACAGAUCGACAGAGACGUACAGACAGACCGACCCACACAAAUCCAGGAAUAACCAAACCAACCUGCUCCACUGUCGAAAAAAAACACCUACAAUGUUUGGGAAGGACUUAAGUGCCUGCAACACUUUUGGAUAUAGUGGAUAAAACGUAUUCAAAAAACACGCACUUUUACAUUUUGUUUACUUGCGUAUAAGAUGUACAGGUUUGAAGAAGACUUUUUUUUUUCCUUGAAAAACUGCAAAAAUACACAGAAAUGGAGACAAAAAGGGAAGUAAAGUGAACUGGCAAUAGAAAAAUGACCACAGU